Molecule: messenger RNA, 1437 nt
Organism: Nannospalax galili (Upper Galilee mountains blind mole rat)
Lineage: Eukaryota; Metazoa; Chordata; Mammalia; Rodentia; Spalacidae
Product: olfactory receptor 1J4-like
Exons: 2
Coding region: 1-1437 (478 amino acids)
Biological process (GO): G protein-coupled receptor signaling pathway
Cellular component (GO): membrane
Molecular function (GO): olfactory receptor activity; G protein-coupled receptor activity
Source: RefSeq, a predicted model, not a curated record
AUGAGGAGAGGGAACCAGAGCAGUGUGUCUGAGUUCAUUCUCCUGGGGCUCCCCAUCCAGCCAGAGCAGCAGGGCAUCUUCUUCACACUGUUCCUGAUCAUGUACCUGACCACGGUGCUGGGGAACCUGCUCAUCAUCCUGCUCAUUAGGCUGGACUCUCGCCUCCACACCCCCAUGUACUUCUUCCUGUGCCACCUGGCCUUCUCUGAUACCUCCUUAUCAUCUGUCACCGUCCCAAAGAUGCUCAGCAACAUGCAGACUCAGCACCUGUCCAUGCCUUUUGAGGGGUGCAUUACUCAAUUAUAUUUUUUCUUGCUCUUUGUAGCUGUUGACAAUUUUCUUCUUGGAGUGAUGGCAUAUGACAGGUAUGUGGCCAUCUGCCACCCACUGCACUACAUGGUCAUCAUGAAGGAGGAGCUGUGUGACUUAUUGGUGGCUGGAUCUUGGUUCCUCUCUUGUAUGCGUGCCCUGCUGCACACCCUGCUCCUGUCCCGCCUCAUGCAGAAGGGGAACCGGAGCAGUGUGUCUGAGUUCAUCCUCCUGGGGCUCCCCAUCCAGCCAGAGCAGCAGGGCAUCUUCUUCACCCUGUUCCUGGCCAUGUACCUGACCACAGUGCUGGGGAACCUGCUCAUCAUCCUGCUCAUCAGGCUGGACUCUCGCCUCCACACCCCCAUGUACUUCUUCCUCAGCCACUUGGCCUUUUCUGACAUUUCCCUUUCAUCUAUUACAGUUCCAAAAAUGCUGGUGAAUAUUCAGACUGGGCAACAAUCCAUCUCCUACAAGGCAUGCAUCUCUCAGAUGUAUUUUUUUGUUCUCUUUUGCUGUCUGGAUAAUUUCCUUCUUGCAGUGAUGUCCUAUGACAGGUAUGUGGCCAUCUGCCACCCACUGCACUAUAUAACUAUCAUGAGGGAGGAGCUGUGUGUCUGGUUAGUUGCUGGAUCCUGGUUUUUUAGUUGUGUCCAUGCCCUACUGCACACCCUCCUCUUGGUUCAACUGUCCUUCUGUGCCAGUAAUUCCAUCCCUAACAUUUUCUGUGACCUCACUGCUCUCCUGAAGCUGAGCUGCUCUGACAUCUCACUCAAUGAGCUUGUCAUCUUCACUGAGGGAGGGCUACUUUUCAUCCUGCCUUUGAGUAGUAUCCUGGGCUCUUAUAUUCAUAUAGCGAGCGCUGUCUUGAGGGCCCCUUGCACUAAAAGAUUCUUUAAAACCUUUUCUAGCUGUGGCUCACAUCUCUUUGUGGUGUCUUUAUACUAUGGGACACUUGCAGGUGUUUAUUUUUUCUCUUCAUUUCAGAACUCCGGCAACAAUGAUGUAAUUGCUUCUGUAAUUUAUACAGUAGUUACACCCUUGCUGAAUCCUUUCAUCUAUAGCCUGAGGAAUAGAGAUAUAAAACAGGCCUUGGAAAUUUUUGUCAGUAAGACCAACUUCUUUAAAUGA